GCCUCUCGCAGAGGUGGAUGAACUACGCCGGCAGGGGGCGCUCUCCCAUCCGUCUUCGCUGAAGCCCAGCCGCGGAGUUUUAAGUGUUAGCCUGCCCUUAUAAUCUGCCAGCCUCAGGGACGUUUCUGGGGGUUUGGUGGGGAUGCCAUGGAGAAGGGCACGGAAGGAGCCCAGUGCCUGCGUCCAGCCCUCAGAACCACAGCCCUGCAGGGGAAAGGCUCUGUGUCCAAUUCCCCACCCCCAGGAACCACCUUUUCUUUAAUGUGUGAAUGUCCUGGCCGGCUGCUUGACAGGCCCUUGGGAUUCCCAUCUGCUGUGCUUGUCCUCUGGCUAGCCACUGAGAGGAGCUCCCAGCACAGACCUGCCCCUGUUCUGCGCCAGGCCUAUUCCCGCCCCCAGUGCCUGGCUGUGGAAGUACAAGCUCAAACCCUGCUCUGCCCCAGCCCUGCAGAGUGGCUGGGACUGGCAGUGUUCACGAGCUGGCCCUGCCUUCUCCUUUGGAUCCCAAUGUCCUAUUUCACCGUCUCUGUGUCACAGGGCGGGCCUGGCAGCCAGGAGGUGGGGCCGUGAAGCUGUCUGGAGGCACAAAGGUCCAGGCUGAUAAGAGACUUGUUUAUCCAGGGUCUUGUGCCCAGCCUCCAGACAGGGCAAAUUUGGCAAGGAACCUUCCGAGUGAAAGCAAGCGUCUGCCUUCCAACUCUCUUUGUGAGUCCCAGCCCCCGCAGGGCAUUUCCAAAUCCACACCAAUCCCUCUCUGUGCCCUUUGGGCCUCACUUCCCCUCCCCUUUUCUAUUUCUAGCUCUUCUCUCCAUCCCCUCCUGCCUGUACAGUGUUGCUGUGAGCCGCUAGCCAGCUGCUGUGUUCCACCCAGAGGUGGCUGCAUUUCUCUGGCAGCCCGAGGACUGCGUAGGACAGCUGCCCAGCCCGGGAAAUGGACCAGCGGCUGCGAGAGCGGUGGCUGCAGGAGGAGCGGGAGUAUCUGCAGAGCAUGGCGAGGCAGAGGGGCUCGCAGGAGCAGGGCGGGGCGCCGGAGGACCCCGGAGCAGGGAGCAGGGAGAUUGCAGACCAGGCUGAUGCCGACGGCGGACGGAGGCCGAGCAGGUCCCAGCCCAUUGUCCCUGAGCCUCUUGCUAGUGACGAGGCCCUGCAGGUGCCCCACGUCCCUAAGUCUCCCAGGGACCGCAGCCUGAUUGCCGGGGCCGUGGAGCGGAAUGACUUCCUGCGGCUCCUGGGCGAGGGCCAGGCAGAUGCCAUGGUGCAGAGCUUCAUGCCCGCCUGGCACGGCCCAGGGCAGACGGUGCUGGCCGAGGGCACCGACGGGGACGCCAUGUACAUCGUCGCUGAGGGCGAGCUGAGUGUGACCCAGCGCGGCUGCCCCCUCCGCACGCUGCUCCCGGGGGAUGUGUUCGGGGAGCUGGCAAUCCUGUACCACUGCAAACGCACGGCCACCGUCACAGCGCUCACCCAGGUCCGGCUCUGGGCCAUCGACCGGCAGACCUACCGCACCAUCGUCACCAGCCAGGCCAAGCGCCGGCGGGCCGAGAUCCUGGACUCCCUCCGCGAGGCGCCAUCGCUGCAGGGCCUGGCGGACGCUCAGCUCUCCAAGCUGCUGGACUCCAUGGAGGAGUGCACAUUCGCUCAUGAUGAGGUGAUUGUUCGCGAAGGGGACGAGGGGAAUAACUUCUACAUCAUCCUGAGAGGAGAGGUUCGGGUCAGCAGGCGCGUGCACGGGCGGGAGGAGCAGAUCCGGGUGCUGCGAGCCGGCGAGCACUUCGGGGAGCUGUCGCUGCUGCGGUAGGUGCCGCCCGGGAGC
Chrysemys picta bellii (western painted turtle) is the source of this 1813-nucleotide messenger RNA. The record is from RefSeq and is a predicted model, not a curated record. Lineage: Eukaryota; Metazoa; Chordata; Testudines; Emydidae.